CUUGCUUAUAAGUUUUUGUUAUUUACUUUCACACCCCUGAAGUUACACCAUAUGGGAAAUCUUCCCCAUUUUCUCGAACGCUACUACAGAGCAACUGGCAGGAAUUCGUAAAAAAAAAAGAAAAAAGCGAAUCUGAUGCGACCAUUUUCAGUUGAUUUGUAGAAUUCAACCCCCAAAAAAAUCAUCGGAAGGUUUUCUCCAAUGGCGGAUAAAUCGAAGCCCAGUACGUUGAGUGUUUACCUUUACGUUCCCAAUAUAAUCGGGUAUGCUAGAAUUUUGAUGAAUUGCUUUGCUUUUGCGAUAUGCUUCAAGGACAAGUAUCUCUUCUCCGCUCUGUAUUUCGUGAGCUUUGUGUUUGAUGCAUUAGACGGUUGGUUUGCACGGAAACUGAAUCAAGUUUCAACAUUUGGAGCUGUUCUGGACAUGGUUACUGACAGAAUAAGCACUGCCUGUCUGUUGGUUAUACUUUCCCAAGUUUAUAGGCCUGGGUUGAUUUUCUUGUCACUGCUUGCUCUAGAUAUUGGCAGCCAUUGGUUGCAAAUGUACAGUUCUUUCUUGGUGGGCAAAACUAGUCACAAGGAUGUCAAAGAUAGCAGCAGUUGGCUGUUUAGGCUUUAUUAUGGGAAUCGGAAAUUUAUGGGUUACUGCUGUGUAUCGUGUGAGGUUCUGUACAUUCUUUUAUUUCUGCUGGCGAAGAAUGAGACUGAGAAUCUUACUGAAGUUUUAGUAAAUGCUGCCACACAAAGCUGGUUCUAUUUGAUUUUACUUACUCUGAGUGUUGUUGGAUGGUUAAUCAAGCAACUCGUGAAUAUUAUACAGAUGAAGACAGCUUCAGAUGCUUGCAUACUUUACGACAUUAGCAAAAAGCGGUAGGGGAGCAGCAUGGUGGCUUGAUUUUGCAAAUACACUUGGAAUAUUCCGUUUGAUUUGAUUUGAUUUUAUUGGAGGAGCAUAAUCACGGACUAGCAUUGAGGAUUAAAAGAGCUUUUUUAUUGAACCAGCAGCUGAUGAUUUGCUCGUCAUUGAACAACCUUACCUUCAUAGGAAAUCUUAAAUCUCGAGGAGCACUCUGUGUUCGUUCCCAUUCUUGAAAUUGGCAGUAAUGUAACUUCCCUGUCAAUUCAGAUUUUUAACAACUGUGAAAAUGCCCGAAAAAUACUCGUUGAUUCAGAGUUGUAGGUAGUUUCUUUGUGUGAAUGCUCUCUUGAUGUGUGUUGUGUUCCUCUUAUUACGAUGAAUAUACUCUCUUUCAUUUCCAAUUAAUUUGUGGUGGCACAUGGCUAUGUUUAAGGAUA
Erythranthe guttata (spotted monkey flower) is the source of this 1295-nucleotide messenger RNA. RefSeq names its product Putative CDP-diacylglycerol-inositol 3-phosphatidyltransferase 2 (gene PIS2). Lineage: Eukaryota; Viridiplantae; Streptophyta; Magnoliopsida; Lamiales; Phrymaceae. Gene Ontology annotation, cellular component: membrane; Golgi apparatus. The record is from RefSeq and is a predicted model, not a curated record. Gene Ontology annotation, biological process: phosphatidylinositol biosynthetic process. Gene Ontology annotation, molecular function: CDP-diacylglycerol-inositol 3-phosphatidyltransferase activity.